CCCGUUACCAUGGCUACCUAGAAAUAUAAAGCGCUCGGUCCGGGGCGGCCCCGGAGUCACCCGCAGCGGGGAGGCUGGAGGACAGUGCUAGCUCCGCCAGGAUGCUCCGUCCCCGGGACCUCCGGCGCAGCUCGGGCACCCGCACCUUCCUGGACGCCAUGCACGCCGGUAAGGUGCACCUGGCCCGCUUCGUGCUGGACGCUCUGGACCAGCGGAUCGUGAACUCUCCGGCGGGGGAUCACGGCCGCACCCCGCUCAUGUUCGCCGUGUGCCUGCGGGAAGCCGAGCUCCGGGCUCGCUUUGUCCGGCUGCUCCUGGACAAGGGCGCGGACGUGAACGGGCAGGACGAGUCGGGGCGCACGGCGCUGAGCCUGGCCUGCGAGCUGGGACACCUGGACGCCGUGAAGCUGCUGGUCCAGCACAGCGCCGACCCGGAGAUCGCGGACCGGGACGGCAACCGGGCGCUGAUGUACGCGGCGUCCUGCGGCCACAGCGCGGAGCUCCUCUUCCUGCUCCGCUCCUACAAGCGCUUCGGGCUCCGCCUGGACGCCACCAACCGGGCGGGGAUCUCGGCUCUGGACGCCGCCCGGGUGUCCGGUCACUGGGAGUGCGAGAGAGCCCUGAGCGGGCGCGGCGGACACAGCCCGGACUCCAGAAACGGGGAGACGACGGCCCGCAGCCCCAAGCCGCUAUCCCGCCAGAUGCUGGAGCGCUUCUCCCGGCCCUUCUCACACCGCAGGGAGGACGAGCGGCCGCGGGGGCUCCUCAUCCGCUCCGCCAGCUGUUCCCCCGCCCACGCGGAGGACGGAUCCCUCCAGGAGAAAGACCUCCUCUGUAUCCCGGAGCCAGUCAUUCAGCGAGCGCACAGCUGGGACGGCUCCAGCACCGAGGCCACGUCCCCGUGCAGCCGCCUGCUGCGCCGCCUCACCUCUCCGGACUUCUUCCAAGGACUGUCCGGGGACGGUCUACCAUGUUACCCGGGAGACCUGAGGAGCAACUGCAGCCGGAGCCAGCUCAUACCGACCAGCAGCCGACAGGCCCUGGCCUUGUAACAGCCGCCGCCGGCCACCUACCUCAGAGGCUGGCCCGACUACUGACUGGCGUCGCAGCCACGUGACUCCUGAAUGGCGGGAACUGUGCUGGUCACGUGGCCUCUGACUCUUAUGGACCUGUUCCUGCCUCUCUGACUAAAGGCUUCUUGUAUACUAUGUUAUCAGUGGCCUGGCUGUAGCAGUGACUGAAGGGCCCCCAUUUUUUGGGGGGUCCCAUAUUUUAACCAGCAGGAGAACCUCUAUUUCACACCAUGACAUAUAGUUUGUGAUUUAUUUUUUUGGUCAGUGUGCUGUCCACUGAGGUGACUGGUGCUAUACUUACCGCCUACAGGGACCUACUGUGGUAUCAAGCAUCGGCCAUGUUGUUGGAGCCCCAGCGUGGACGAUGUGUGACACAGCCUUCUGACUCGUGUCCUGUACCCCAGCAUGGGGCGUCUGUCAUUGGGAGUUUGUGUCUCUGUCUACCACAGACCCAUUGCUGAGUGUAUAUAGAUAGAGCGGGUCAUUUAUCACACUGGUGUAAAGUAGGACUGGCUUAGUUACCCAUAGCAACCAAUCAGAGUCCUCCUUUCAUUAUUCAGAGCUCCUUUGGAAAAUGAAAGGAGGAAUCUGAUUGGUUGCUAUGGGCAACUGAGCCAGUCUUACUUCACACCAGUUUAAUAAAUGAUCCCAUAAUGUUGAAUAAUUAUGGAAUAUAUUGUUUUUCUUGUUUUGUAUCGAUGCAGAAUUACAGACUGUAGCAGAGUCCAGAGCUGAAUUCAUAAUUCUUCAGGUUAAAAUGGUCAACAAGCUUGUUGAGACACGUCCCUAACGGCUUAGCUGAACUCCAGGGACAAGCAGCACAAUGCCUGUGUGUUAAAGGGGUUGUCUCAUCUUGUAUAUAGCGGUAAUGUAAUCCUAUUGCCUCCUCGUCUUCUUCUUUUAGUCCAUUUUGCCUCCCAUUAUACAAGUGUAGUAUCUAGAGAUUCUGGCCACUUCUGCAGUUCAGCAGCUGGGGCUGCACAUGCUCAGUAGAAGAGCCGCCCUAUCUGCGCUGCUAGCUCUAGGGCAUGCGCAGUAGUCAUAGAGCCCUUCUACGCAUUUAUAGAUCACUAGCAGUCUUGGGAGCCUAAGCCUCCAGUCAUACUAACAGGCACCGCCCCCUAGGAGCACCAGUCACAGGCAGCGCUGAAAAGGAAGGGGUGAGACAACCCCUUUAAGACUAUACUAACUACUGUAAAUGACCAGAUACAGAAAGGAAUGCUGGGAGAUGUCAGCUCUGGACUACAAUAUACAUAAAGAGGCUGUCCAGCCUAUCCUCAGGAUAGACCAGCGCUAACAGGGUGCGGUGUAGUUCCAUUACAGACUUCCGGCGAUGGAUACACAGAACUGCUGAUCGGUGGAGACGUGUCAAACCCCCACCAAUCAGCUAGUUAUGGCCCAGCUAGAUACGCCAUCACUUAAAAAGGCUGGACAACCCCUUUAAGAAUCAGUACUAAGUUGUUGUGUUUUUUGGUUUUUUGCAAAGCUACUUGUUUGAAAGUGACCUUCAUAUGUAAAAUGCUGUUCGGCGCAGAACAUGUGCUGCCCUCUCCAGACAUGUAUGUUUUAGUAAAAACUUGAUCCAGAAUUGUAAAAAAUUGGGAACUCGUCUAUAUUGUGCCAUUAUUAUUCCUGCUAGACAACCUACAGCUAUUAGGGCAUGCUGGGAGUUGUAGUUUUGCAACAGCUGGAGGGCCGCAGGUUGAGCUUCCCUGUUCUAGAAGAAACAAUAGCAGUUUACAAUAAAGGUCCAGAUGGGCAUUACCAGUUGAGGGUGUGUUCCUGCACAAUUUGACACUACAGACUGUGCAGGGACACACUUCCAACUGGUAACACCCCUCUGGACCCUCAUUAUAAACUGCUAGCUUUUAAUUUAUAACUUCUAGCAGGAAUAAUAGCACAAUAUAGAUGAUCCAGAAUUGUUAUUACACGGGGAAUACAACUAGUUACUAAAAUAGACAUGUCAGGAGAGGGGGCAGCUCCUCUUUAAAGGGGUCUUCGGGGUUGUAAAAAGUAAAAGAAAAACAGCCUUCUGUGUAAACAAAGUCCACCUACUUGUCACAGGAGCUGACAGCCUUUCCAGUGCCGCUCCCUGCCCUCAUAUACAUCACCAUCAUACCCAUAGAGAAGCGGCACAGGAAUGAGAUGCUGCACUACAGAUGCUCAUGGGGUGUUCUGCACCACAUUGUGCACGGUGUAGAUCAGAGAAGUCUUUAUAACGGGAUCAGGAUAGUCACCUGGUUUGUAAGGCUGAAAGACAUCUGUCCAUCCAGUUCAGCCUGUUACCCUGCAAGUUUCCUCCCUUUAGGGGGGAAAAAAAUGCCUGAUUGGCGUCGGGAAGGAAAUAAUAAUUCCCUGGAUCAAUGACCCCUCUCUAGUAGCUAUAGCCUGUAAUAUUAUUACACUCCAGAAAUACAUCCAGGCCCCUCUUGAAUUCCUUUAUUGUACUCACCAUCACCA
Bufo gargarizans (Asiatic toad) is the source of this 3533-nucleotide messenger RNA. RefSeq names its product ankyrin repeat domain 63 (gene ANKRD63). The record is from RefSeq and is a predicted model, not a curated record. The transcript has a single exon. Bases 102 to 1052 code for a protein of 316 amino acids. Lineage: Eukaryota; Metazoa; Chordata; Amphibia; Anura; Bufonidae. Gene Ontology annotation, molecular function: protein binding.